UUUCCCCAAAAUGACCCUGAAAGACGCAAGCGAUGGAUUAUUAAUAUGAAGUGGAAAGACUGGAAUCCGCAACACCACCACCGUGUGUGCUCCAUUCACUUUGAAGACAAGUACAUUUGCCGGAUGGACAAACGUCAACGUCUCACGCCAGACGCAGUCCCGACCAUUUUUGACUUCCCAGAGAACUUUCAAAAGAAGAAGGCAUCCAUCCACCCACAGAGUAGAAGAGCCAGGGGUAAGGUACUGGAAGAGGCGAAUAAACUCCUUGGCUUGGCUGAACCGGUCACAACACCAAGCCCCACCAUCACAUCAGAGACGAGCAAGCUGGCUAAAGACAAUACUAACGCUCCAGAAAAAGUUACCUCUUCAAGUUGGUAUAUCCAUGUAGAUGAAGAAAUCCAAAUGGCUGAAUCCCUCCCAGGUUUCUUCCACAGUGAUUACUGUCUACCACACAGUAUUCGCUGGGGAUUCAAAGAUGAUGUUGCCCCGAAGGUGGCAUGUGAGAACAUGGAGUUCCAACUUCCACCCCUCAAGCACAUAAUAGAGAUCACAGAGGCAUGGGAGUGGCUGGGUAUGGACAUUAGAGGGCCACUGCCCCUAACACCGAACGGACACCAGUACGUUCUGACCUUGACAGACUUCUACUCUAAAUGGGUGGAGGCCUUCCCCCUGAGAGGUUGUAGCUCUACUGAGGUAGCGCAGCAUGUCGCUGAAGUCAUCUCUCACUUUGGCUUCCCUUUUGGAAUCCUUGUUCGACUAAAGAGGAAGUUUACCAGUAAGGUGAGGCAAAAUAUAUUUUGUCACAUACUUACUGUUGCACAUACCUUGCAACAAUCUUGAGGUUGGUUCAUAUAUGCACUAGCGGUCAAUAGGUCCAGAGUGAGUGGUUCAUUAGACAAUCGUACAGUGGGGCAAGUAUUUAGUCAGCCACCAAUUGUGCAAGUUCUCCCACUUAAAAAGAUGAGAGGCCUGUAAUUUUCAUCAUAGGUACACUUCAACUAUGACAGACAAAAUGAAAAAAAAAAUCCAGAAAAUCACAUUGUAGGAUUUUUAAUGAAAUUAUUUGCAAAUUAUGGUGGAUAAUAAGUAUUUGGUCACCUACAAACAAGCAAGAUUUCUGGCUCUCACAUUCCUGUAACUUCUUCUUUAAGAGGCUCCUCUGUCCUCCACUCGUUACCUGUAUUAAUGGCACCUGUUUGAACUUGUUAUCAGUAUAAAAGACACAUGUCCACAACCUCAAACAGUCAAACUCCACUAUGGCCAAGACCAAAGGGCUGUCAAAGGACACAAGAAACAAAAUUAUAGACCUGCACCAGGCUGGGAAGACUGAAUCUGCAAUAGGUAAGCAGCUUGGUUUGAAGAAAUCAACUGUGGGAGCAAUUAUUAGGAAAUGGAAGACAUACAAGACCACUGAUAAUUUCCCUUGAUCUAGGGCUCCACGCAAGAUCUCACCCUGUGGGGUCAAAAUGAUCACAAGAACGGUGAGCAAAAAUCCCAGAACCACACGGGGGGACCUAGUGAAUGACCUGCAGAGAGCUGGGACCAAAGUAACAAAGCCUACCAUCAGUAACACACUAUGACGCCAGGGACUCAAAUCCUGCAGUGCCAGACGUGUCCCCCUGCUUAAGCCAGUACAUGUCCAGGCCCGUCUGAAGUUUGCUAGAGAGCAUUUGGAUGAUCCAGAAGAAGAUUGGGAGAAUGUCAUAUGGUCAGAUGAAACCAAAAUAUAACUUUUUGGUAAAAACUCAACUCGUCGUGUUUGGAGGACAAAGAAUGCUGAGUUGCAUCCAAAGAACACCAUACCUACUGUGAAGCAUGGGGGUGGAAACAUCAUGCUUUGGGGCUGUUUUUCUGCAAAGGGACCAGGACGACUGAUCCGUGUAAAGGAAAUAAUGAAUGGGGCCAUGUAUCGUGAGAUUUUGAGUGAAAACCUCCUUCCAUCAGCAAGGGCAUUGAAGAUGAAACGUGGCUGGGUCUUUCAGCAUGACAAUGAUCCCAAACACACUGCCCGGGCAACGAAGGAGUGGCUUCAUAAGAAUAAUUUCAAGGUCCUGGAGUGGCCUAGCCAGUCUCCAGAUCUCAACCCCAUAGAAAAUCUUUGGAGAGAGUUGAAAGUCUGUGUUGCCCAGCAAGAGCCCCAAAACAUCACUGCUCUAGAGGAGAUCUGCAUCGAGGAAUGGGCCAAAAUACCAGCAACAGUGUGUGAAAACCUUGUGAAGACCUUUGACCUCUGUCAUUGCCUCUGUCAUUGCCAACAAAGUAUUGAGAAACUUUUGUUAUUGACCAAAUACUUAUUAUCCACCAUAAUUUGCAAAUAA
Molecule: messenger RNA, 2318 nt
Organism: Oncorhynchus keta (chum salmon)
Lineage: Eukaryota; Metazoa; Chordata; Actinopteri; Salmoniformes; Salmonidae
Exons: 7
Biological process (GO): DNA integration
Molecular function (GO): sequence-specific DNA binding
Source: RefSeq, a predicted model, not a curated record